CUUUGCAAUGAAACUGAAUACAAAUAAUAGUCAGUGAAAAUUUGCGAAAGAGUGGCAGGGAGGGAGGGAGGGAGUGAGUUGAGGUUGAAGUUCCGAGUUCGUGUGGUUGAAGAAGAAGAGUUCUGGCCUUCUGCGUUUUGCAGCUUUUGCCAUCAUCAAAAGCCAAAUUUUUAGAGGAAAAAAAAAAUGACAAACGUCGCCUGAGAGAUUCGAACUCUCGCGGGGAAACCCCAUGUACUUAGCAGGCACACGCCUUAACCACUCGGCCAAAGCGACACUCUGUGUUGUGACGCCAAUCAUGCCAUUAUACUAUGACAAAGAAGAUGCUAAAUAUGCUUUUGAAAUGUAUUUUGAAAAUUGCAAAUUCGAUUGGAGUUGGCCACGUUACGGUAUUUCACCAUGUAAACAUUUUUCAGUUUCUUCCUUGAUGCAAGCUUGAUCUGUAGAACAAGCUGAAACAGUAGGAAAGCUGUAGAGCAAGGUCGGUGUGUUACUACUUCGUUAUUUGCAGGUUUCAAAUGAUCAGGCAUUUGCAAUUAUGAUUCUCAUUUGGAUCUGUUUACGACUUUUAUCACCGCACCUCUUGUCAUUUUACACAAGGCAAGAAAACGAAAACUGGAAUUACCUAGGUUGGAAUGGUUGUGGAAUCCAAUUUUACCCCCUGUUUUCUUGUCCUACUAGGAUUUUUACUAUUCAAGGCACGCACUCCCUAUUUCCAUGUCAUACUAGGAUUUGUACUAUUCAUAGUACCUGAAACUUACAGUAUUUUUCAAUUCACUCCCAGUUCACUCACUAUCUCCUUUUCCAAUUAGGACUCAUCUUAAACUGAAGUACCUAAAUUUAGUCACUGAUUCAAAAGCAAUAGUUACGAACUCCCAUUUUGCAUCUGUCUCCUUUUCCGACGAGGACUAUAACUUACCAUGAACUUCGACCAUGGAUUAAGGCCUAUAUAAGGGACCUCUUGCUUUUCUCAUUUCGUAUUCACAAAACCAAAGCCAAAGUUAGAGAAAAGAAAAUGGAUAUUGAGAGCGUGAAGCAGUCAUCAAGACCGGAAAGUAAGAUGAAGAUGAUACUAGUGGCGUCCAUCGCUGCCGGAGUGCAAUUCGGGUGGGCGUUGCAGUUGUCUUUGCUUACACCCUACGUACAGCAACUGGGGGUCCCACACAAAUGGGCCUCCAUCGUCUGGUUGUGCGGGCCGAUUUCCGGUUUACUAGUGCAACCCAUCGUCGGUUACUAUAGCGACCGUUGCAAAUCUCGUUUUGGUCGCCGCCAACCAUUCAUAGCCGCGGGUGUUGCGCUUGUUGCCAUUGCCGUCUUCCUCAUCGGAUACGCCGCCGAUAUAGGCGUCAGUUGCGGUGAUUCCUUGUUCGAACAUACUAAGCCACGAGCCGUCGUUGUGUUUGUGAUCGGGUUCUGGAUGUUGGACGUGGCCAACAACAUGUUACAGGGUCCCUGUCGAGCUCUUUUAGCCGACAUCUCCGGUUCUGACCCGAAGAAGAUGAGCACAGCCAAUGCCUGGUACUCAUUUUUCAUGGCUGUCGGAAACGUGCUUGGCUACGCCGCUGGAUCGUUGAGAAGUCUCCACAAGAUGUUCCCUUUCACCGUCACCAAAGCCUGUGAUAUUUACUGUGCAAAUCUUAAAAGCUGUUUCUUCAUAGCCAUUGCUUUGCUUGGACUACUAACUACGUUGGCUAUGGUGUACGUACGCGAGGACACAAAUGAUGAUCAAUGUACUGAAGAGAAAGGAGAGGGAGGAGUCUUGUUCUUGAAAGAAAUUACGGGUGCUUGUAAACAGUUGAAAAAGCCGAUGUGGAUCUUGCUUUUGGUCACUUGCUUGAAUUGGAUUGCGUGGUUCGGCUUCUUACUAUUUGACACAGAUUGGAUGGGAAAAGAGGUGUACGGAGGUGAAGUCGGGAAAGGGCAUUUGUAUGGCAUGGGAGUUAGGGCCGGUUCACUUGGUCUCAUGCUCAACUCUGUCGUGUUGGGAGUCAUGUCUCUUGGGAUUGUCUACUUGGUUAGCAGGGAAGGGGCUAAAAAACUUUGGGGAGUGGUAAACUUUCUGCAAGCAAUUUGUCUACUCAUGACCGUACUGGUCACUAAGUUGGCCAAGACACAUCGACAUGCAUCUGUUAAUAAGCUGCUGCCACCCCCCGCUGGUAUCAAGGCCGGUGCAUUGAUUAUAUUUGCUGUGUUGGGGAUACCUCAAGCGGUGACCUACAGCGUUCCUUUUACCAUGGCCUCCAUUUUUUGCAGCAAUUCUGGCGGAGGACAAGGGCUUUCAUUGGGAGUCUUGAAUAUUGCAAUUGCUGUACCACAAAUGUUUGUAUCUCUACUAAGCGGACCUUUGGAUGCUGCUUUCGGAGGUGGUAACUUACCGGCAUUUGCUUUGGGAGCUAUUGCUGCUGUUGUAAGUGGAAUAUUGGCCUUGACUCUUUUACCGUCUCCUGAACCUGAUGAUAGUUCAACUGAAACCGUUUUAGCUAUAGUGUGACGGCCUAGUUCGU
Messenger RNA from Argentina anserina (silverweed cinquefoil), 2504 nucleotides. Its product is annotated as sucrose transport protein SUC2-like. Bases 1016 to 2491 code for a protein of 491 amino acids. Gene Ontology annotation, biological process: sucrose transport; transmembrane transport. The transcript has a single exon. Gene Ontology annotation, molecular function: sucrose:proton symporter activity. NCBI's taxonomy places the organism in Eukaryota, Viridiplantae, Streptophyta, Magnoliopsida, Rosales, Rosaceae. Gene Ontology annotation, cellular component: plasma membrane; vacuole. The record is from RefSeq and is a predicted model, not a curated record.